Messenger RNA from Sphenostylis stenocarpa, 1491 nucleotides. The record is from the annotation of a GenBank genome assembly. Lineage: Eukaryota; Viridiplantae; Streptophyta; Magnoliopsida; Fabales; Fabaceae.
AUGGCGGCUGCGGCUGCGGAUUUGGCAAUCUCCGUCUGGUUGUUGGUGGCGGCGGCGGCGGUUGCUGCCGGAUCGCCGGCCACUCUGACACUGGAAAGAGCGUUUCCAACGAAUCAUGGAGUGGAGUUGAAUCAGCUGAGAGCUCGCGACGAGCUGAGGCAUCGCAGAAUGUUGCAGUCUUCAAACGGCGUGGUAGAUUUUUCUGUCCAAGGCACCUACGAUCCCUUCCAAGUCGGGCUCUACUUUACAAAGGUACAGUUGGGUACUCCUCCAGUGGAAUUUAAUGUGCAGAUUGACACUGGCAGUGAUGUCCUCUGGGUUAGUUGUAACUCCUGCAGUGGUUGUCCUCAAACAAGUGGGCUUCAGAUACAGCUAAAUUUUUUUGACCCCGGGAGUUCAUCAACAUCUUCACUGAUCGCUUGUUCUGACCAAAGGUGCAGUAGUGGGAUACAAUCAUCAGAUGCCAGCUGUUCCAGUCAGAACAACCGGUGCUCAUACACUUUCCAGUAUGGAGAUGGCAGUGGGACAUCAGGCUAUUAUGUGUCAGAUAUGAUGCAUUUGAACACUAUUUUUGAGGGAUCUGUGACCACUAAUUCUACAGCGCCUGUUGUUUUUGGUUGUAGCAACCAGCAGACUGGGGACUUGACAAAGUCUGAUAGAGCAGUUGAUGGAAUAUUUGGAUUUGGGCAACAGGAAUUGUCUGUCAUCUCCCAGCUCUCCUCACAAGGGAUAGCUCCAAGAGUAUUCUCCCACUGUCUGAAAGGAGAUAGCAGUGGAGGGGGUAUAUUGGUUCUUGGUGAGAUUGUGGAGCCAAACAUUGUUUACAGCUCACUUGUUCCAUCACAGCCUCAUUACAAUUUAAAUCUACAGAGCAUCUCUGUCAAUGGCCAAACAUUGCAAAUUGAUUCAUCAGUUUUUGCAACAUCAAACAACAGAGGUACAAUUGUUGAUUCUGGAACAACUUUGGCGUACCUUGCUGAAGAGGCUUAUGAUCCCUUUGUCAAUGCGAUUACAGCUACAAUUCCACAAUCUGUACGCACUGUCGUUUCCAAGGGAAAUCAGUGUUACUUAAUCACCACUAGUGUCACUGACGUUUUUCCUCAAGUAAGUCUGAACUUUGCUGGUGGGGCAUCUAUGCUUUUAAGACCACAGGAUUACCUGAUACAGCAGAAUUCUAUUGGUGGUGCAGCAGUGUGGUGUAUUGGCUUUCAGAAAAUCCAGGGUCAAGGAGUAACAAUUCUAGGAGAUCUCGUAUUAAAAGACAAAAUUGUUGUUUAUGAUCUGGCUGGUCAACGCAUUGGAUGGGUUAACUAUGACUGUUCUUUGUCAGUGAAUGUCUCUGCAUCAACUGGCACUGGCAGAAGUGAAUUCGUGAAUGCUGGAGAAUUAGGUGGAAGCAUUUCUUUACGUGAUGGACUUCAGUUGACGAAGACAGGGUUCUUGGCUUUCUUUGUGCAUCUAACACUAAUUUACUGCCUUGGAUUCUUAUAG